GUCUAUGAGUUCCUGUCUCGGCUCCGUAAGGAGUUUGAGCCCCGGCGUGCUCAGUUGUUUGCUCGUGGCCGUAUUUCUCUCAUGGAGGCGCUUUCAGAGAUUCGUGCUGAGGAGACUCGCCUACGUGGUGCUGGUUUGCUGGAGGUUCCCUCUGUGCUCGCUACUCGGGUUUCUUCCACUCCACCUGCUGCACCGCCCCAUUCUCGCUCGAGUGCUUCGCCGCUCUUGCCCACUCCUUCUGGAGGCUCAGGUCGGCCCCGUUCACAUUGUGACUACUGCAACAAUGAUGGUCAUAUUGAGUCCCAGUGCUACACAAAGCGGAAACACCUGCGCAAGGCGCGAUCAUCCUCCUCAGGGCCUUCGUCAUCUCCCUCGCCAGCUUCAGCCAUUGCUUUGACCGAGCAGGAUAUUCUGAGACUUAAGCGUCUGCUCGCGGCUUCAGGUUCUUCCUCGACGGGUACUGCUGGUUCUGUGACUGAUGCUUCCCGCACUGAGCACCCGCCCUCUACACAGUCAGGAUCGUCGCACGCACACUCUGGUUGGGGCUGGCCCUCGCCGCCGUGAUUCUCAGGGUCUUUGGGAGUUGGACUGGCUUCAUGUUCCUUCCGCUGCCACCACCAUCGCCAGUUCCUCCGCUGCUGUCGCUUCUGUUACUGGUUCCUUCAAGCAGUGGCAUCAUCGACUUGGUCAUCUAUGUGGUUCUCGAUUAUCGUCUUUAGUUCGUCGAGGUCUUCUGGGGUCUGUCUCAGGAGAUGUCUCUUUAGAGUGUCAGGGUUGUCGUCUUGGCAAGCAGAUUCAGCUACCAUAUUCUCAUAGUGAGUCAGUGUCUCAGCGUCCUUUUGAUUUAGUCCAUUCUGAUGUAUGGGGUUCGGCUCCUUUCACUUCGAAAGGUGGUCAUAAAUACUAUAUUAUUUUCAUCGAUGAUUUUUCUUGUUACACAUGGCUUUAUUUCAUGACUUCACGUAGUGAGGUGUUGUCUAUUUAUAAG
This is a messenger RNA of Aegilops tauschii subsp. strangulata, 988 nucleotides long. Lineage: Eukaryota; Viridiplantae; Streptophyta; Magnoliopsida; Poales; Poaceae. The record is from RefSeq and is a predicted model, not a curated record.